This is a messenger RNA of Plasmodium coatneyi, 6708 nucleotides long. RefSeq lists its product as uncharacterized. The coding region runs from base 1 to 6708 and encodes 2235 amino acids. The record is from RefSeq and is a predicted model, not a curated record. Lineage: Eukaryota; Apicomplexa; Aconoidasida; Haemosporida; Plasmodiidae. The transcript has a single exon.
AUGAACCACCGAAGGAAGGGGAAACGAAAAUGCAAAAUCAACUACAUAGACAUAGAACUGGAGGCCUUCAUCUUUGGGUGCUUCUUCUACACGUGGAAUAAAAUCUUCACCGAAAAUGUGAAGCAAAAGAAGAAGGGAAACAAAAGGAGCAAUAGCGGAGUAGGUAAGCCCACCUCUAGGGUAAGCAGCAACAGCAGAGGAGGGGGAAGAAGCAUCCAAAGUUUCACUGUCGGGAAGACGACAAACACAGUUAAGAGGAAGUCCAACCCGUUUGUUGCUAAAAAUAAGACGUGUGCAGUUAAAAGUGCGAACCUUUUAGAGGUUCCAACUUGGGAGAAGGACGUUGGCAGAAAAAGCUGCGAAGAUGAUGAAGGCACCUUGCCACACGGGUCAGCCAGCAACAUUGGUAGAAACUUAAGUGAAGAAUUUCAGAGGAAGCACAAAAUAAACAUUAACGAUCUGAACGAGAAAUUGCUCCAUUUUGUUAAGCUAAACUUCUGCUUGGAUGAUAGGAAUUUUCACAUAUUUCACGAUUUGUAUUCUUUCUAUGAUCACAUAAGGGAGGAGAAGAAACACGAGGAGGUUAAUGUGCACCGUGUUUUCUUCAAAACGAAUGAGGGGUGCACAUCUCACGGGGGGGAGGGGAUGAGCAGUACAGAUGGAAACAGCAUGGGGGGGAAAAGUGCAGUGGGUCGGAAGGGGUUCAAAAGGGGCACCCAAAAGUUGUUCUCGCCAGACGGUUCCAAGUUGUGCGCUCCUGAUUGGUUGAACCCCACCAGCACAUCACGAUCCACCUGCACAUCACGAUCCACUUGCACAUUACGAUCCAAUUGCACAUUACGAUCCACUUGCCCCUUCUGCGAGCUGACACGGAGAAAAGACAAGGAAAUUAAAUCGAUGAGGAGACAAAAGUUCAUACACGCAUGCACAAAAAGGAUAUACGGAGAGAAGAAUCUCCAGCUUGUAAACAAAUGUAUAAUAAACAUAAAAACGUUUGACGAUAGCUUCGUGCAUUCAAUCACCAUCGAAAGAUUAUUCAGUUACAUAAACAAAAGGAACAACAAAAAUUUGCUCUUUUUUUGGUUCGAAUUUUUGAAUGUCCUUUUAAAGGUUACAAUUAACAAACAGCUAAUGAUGCAAAUUUUUUUUUUCUUUUGUGUUAAAAAUUUACUUAUAAGUUCUUACUUUAACACAGAACAAAUUAUGGGCAGUGAUGAAUUCACCGCGGGGAAAACAUUCUCCCCAAAAGGACAGGAAAAAAAUUCCUUCCUCGUAGAUAUGUUAAAGAAAUACAAAUAUGAAUCGUUUAGCAACAUCAUCUUAAAUAACAAUUACAAACUUUUGCAAAAUUUAUUCGAUUAUUUUUUCUUUAUAUGUUCAAAGAGGAGUUUAAAAUUUUACGACAAUUUUUUUUUAAAUGUCCAGAUGAUUAAUUUUAUUUAUCUUGUGCAGGUAAAUUUUUUUCACUAUUACUACAUAGGUUUGUGUUCCAAGUUUUACCAAUGGGAGGCCUCCAACCGGGGGGGCACAAGCAAACUCGUCAUAUCUACCUCAAAGCGGGGAAGCAACUACACCAUUCGGCUUCCAAAACGGACAGAACUUAGUGAAGAUACGAAGGGGAAAAUUGCCCCCUUUAGUCGCCUGAAGAGGAAAGACGGAGAGACAGCCAAUCUAACUAACCUGUGCAGUGCAAAAAAGGGACACAAAAACGAAUCUACCGUUGGGGCAAAGUUCAGGAGGGUCACUGGCGGGAAGCCGAUUGACCCCAUGAGUGAAUUCAGUUACACUGAGGAGGUUUCCUCGCCACAUGGGAGAAGUGACAUUGGAGGCAUUUUCAUUGGAAAGCACUACAACGUGGGUGCGAAGCGGCUCUGUAAGGUCAACCUGAGUUAUUACAACUAUGUGUGGGGUAGACAGGGCAGCAUCAGUCGAUACGUGGCAAAUCAGAUGGUGGAGCAGGCCCCUCCGCACAGUAAUAAUAUUGCCCUGCUGACGCAGAAUGAGGAGAUCCAACUGGCCCCCCCCACGAAGCGCUUAGCAAGAAAUUUGAAAAUCUUCUUCAACCGAUCACACAACUUCCUAAACAAAUACAUUCAAUCAAACCAGCUAACCAAGCAGAGCAACAUUUUCUCCUUCCUCUUCGACGCGCUGCCAGCAGGCAACCUCCGUAGCAACGUGAACAACACGUUGGAGCCGUAUAUCCAUUCUAUAUUUUCCAAGUAUGAGUUUAUGGAAGUGCACGAUUUUGUCGAGAGCCUAAAAGGAUUAUACAAUUUGAAAAGGAAAAAAAAAGGGAAAAAAAAAACUCUGCGGAGUAGUGAACAACCUAAUGUGAAGUUCCUGAAUGAUAUGCAGGGAUUUAAUUACAUCUACCACAAUUUGAAGAAUGACUACCUCAUGUUGGCCGAGAGCCUAUAUUUUGACAUGCGUGGGGAAAAAACGCACGAAAAGGAAAAAACAUACAAAAAGGACAAGGGGAAAGAGGAAAAGUACGGCAGGAUGAGAAUCUCCAAUUUAAUACAGAAUGAAAAGACAGACAUAUUUAGAAAUGUGUCCAUAUAUAAAUUUUCAUCCAAAAAAUUGACCGUACAACAUAACCUCUUUAAUAUAUACCUGGAGUGCAAAUUGCUGAACAAGGCGUUUAAGCUGCUUCUGGUGGAUUACAAUUUUUCCUUUUCCCUCACGUCGGAAGUUAUUUUCCUCUACAAAAUGUAUCUCAUUGAAUUGAAAAGGAAAAAUAUUUUAUUCGCAUUUGAACUUUUGAGUAGGACCUUUAGCAAGUGUUUUAUUCUUUUGAAAAAAUAUCUUUGCAAUCCUACGUCGUUUAAAUUGCUGUCUUUGGUUUGCCUGGACUUUAGUAACCUCCUUUUUAACUACCCUUUUUUAAGGACCUAUCUCUCCUUCUGUCCGAAUGAUAAGAUUAAAUUUUUGAGAAGUAAUAUAAUUCUGCAUGAAAAUGUUACAGCCAAUUGUUACUACAAUGAUUACUUCAGUCAGAGGAAUGACGUGGAUUCGUUAAAUUUACUCUGUGAUGAUGCAUGGAAUGGAAGGGGUUGUUAUGGAGUUGUGCGGGAGGAAGGACUAGGGGGAAUCCGCAGAGAAGCUCUACCGGAGGAUAUUUCCAAUUUCAUCGGGGAAGACACAACCUCCGCACGGCGUGCCUUCAGUUCACGUGCCAUGUAUAGCUCCCAACGGUUGUACAAUUCGCACAAUCACUAUGCUGACUCCGUUGGGAGGUUCGCACCUCGUUCCGUCAUCAGGGGGGACAUCUCUCCGUGUGGUCCUGACGGGGGGGGAAACGAAGUGGAGAGGGGCUCCGAGUUCGCUCCACACGAUCACUACCCUCAACGUGGCCAAUACGAUCAGUACGAUCACUACGAUAACUACUUCGAAGCAGCUACGCGGGACAGGCGUGGGGUACGCAGCGAAUCGGUCACGCUCUCCGUUAGACAACCCUUCCCAUAUGAGGAUGAACCCUUUUGCAGAAAUGCACCCAUCGACCUCUGCAGUAGUGUUGCUCGAGGAGCCGCCUCCAGCAGGGGGGGAGACUUCCACAGGAGUGCAUCACACAGAAGUGCAUCUCACAGAAGUGCAUCCCGCAGAAGUCCAUCUCGAAUGAGCUACGUCAAAGGGGAUCAUCUCACGUGUGGCCACUCCAGCGAUGAUUCAUCUCAAUCUGGGGAAAGUGCAAAACACCACCACUUUUUCAGCCAGCACGAUCAUUUGUAUAUGAGAAAAAUUGUCCAAAGUUUUAAUUUUAUUUUUAAUAUUUUGGAGAAAACGGUGACGAGUUGUGAGGUGUCCCUGCUGAGUUGUAAGGAAACGGUGGGGCGGCCAAAUGGGGACCUUCGAAUGGGUCACACCACCGUGGAGCCACCCCAGGGCAACACAUCGAACAUGCUCACGCAGAGCAGCUACCAAGACAACGUUGGUAACAUGACCAACUUUAUAAAGGAAGUGGUAAACAAAGUGGAUUCCUAUUUCUGCGAAAAAUUUACACGAAUGAAUAUGAAAAAGCAUAUUAAACAAAUGGGAAGAAAAAAGUACAAAAAUUUUUUAUAUGACUCGAAGGAAAUGAGAUCGUUGAGAGAAGAACACGAUGAUUGCUUCUUCUCCUGUUUGGAUUUUUUAUUUCUCGCAUACAUAUGCUCAAAUUAUUUUUCAGACCAUGUGUCUAAAAGCUAUAAGGAUUGUUUCAAGUCCUUUAACUUCAAUAACAUCUGGCCAAGCAACCAACAGAUAAAGGUGAAGAUUUUACUCUCCUUGAUGCACCUCCUUCUGCACGAAAUUAACCUCAUAAAUUUGAACGGCUUUUUUUUGCAAAUUUUGAAAAUAAUUUUAAAUAAAUUUUACAAACAUUUGGAUUACAACGACCUGCAAAUGUUUCAGUACAUUUAUAUGAGUCUGUCUAAUGAGACUUUGUUUUCUUGUUUCUCCAUCUGUGAUGAGAUUAGGGAUGUUAUUCGGGGUAGCUUUUCCUCCGUGAGGGAGUUCGAUUACGUCUUUCAGUUAGCCAGAAGGAGGGACGCCUUUUCGUUGUGUCAUCUUGGCUUUGUGGGGGAUCCCCUCAGGGACGACCUUUUUAUGACGGACAUUUUGGACUUCCUUCUGGGGCGGGAUGCGAUGAUCCGAAAAGGGGACAAACCAAACGUAGAAGAAAUACUCAUCGGGGACCCCCUCAAUGAAACGGCCCUGUGGGUGGACACCUUCACCUUUGAUUGCCCACACAACGAGACAAUUAGAGAUGACUCUACGGUGCAUGCACGGGUCGACCAGUUUACGAUGGAUACGGAGGAUGAGCAACAUGGAGAUUAUGCAAAGUACCAAUUUGACGAUUUCAAAAGCGAAGCAUCCUUUGAGAAAAACGACUUUGUCUUCUUUAAAAAAGGUGAACAAGGGGGAAGAAGUUCCCCUCUGGAUAAUAUACUCCUCCACCUGAAUGAAGAAAAUACGAAUGGAAGGAAAAGCCCAAUGAAGGGAGUCUCCACUUGGGAUGAAGCAGCAGAGAAACGCACCCCCCUGAGGGAGAAAAUACACGCGGUCCAAAGUGCAGAAGAGAAAUACAAACAAAUGUUGCGCCAUUUUAAAAUUAGCAAAGAGGACCAUAUAGAAAAGAACCUGAACAGGAAAAACGAAUGGUCCAUAAAAUUGAAGACCUGGAGGGAUCGUUCCCAUUAUUAUGAGAAUGUGAAGCCUGAUCACUAUGAGGCGUAUAACUUGGAAAAAGAAUACUACCUACCGGAGGAACUUUUCGAAACGAACUGCUUCAUCCUAGCGGAGGAGAAACACCAAAUGAGAGUUGCAUUUAAUGUGGAAAAAAAUAACUACCUUUCUGAGUGCCUAAAUUUAUUGAAGACGAUAGACUUAUACAUGGAAUGUAGAACCAGUACAUGCAACAAGCCGCUCUACUUUGUAAAAAGUUUAAUCAUCACAUGCUUAAGUGUUAGCUAUUCUAGGCAACUCUCCGUAGUGUAUAUACACGCCCUCAUACGAUUAUGUUUGUUUGAACUACGCAUGGAUAAUUCCCAUACGGCUGUCUGUAUUCUCCUCGAAAUUUUAAGCCACUUUGAGCAGGUAAAAAGUUACAGAAAUAUGUUGGGCAUUAUUUUUUACCUUUGCGGGUAUUCGUUGCUGCACCAGUUUAACUUGCAGUCGGAGCGCAUGCAAAGGGAAGGAAGGAAAAGGGAACUGAUCAAGGAAUACCACCACUAUGCAAAUGUGAAGAGGGAAUAUUUCGACUCCUACCAGGGGUGUAAACUGGGCGGAUCCACAUUUCUGAACAGUUGCAACACGACACCUGAUAUUUCUCCGAUUUGUAGAAGGGGGUCCCACCUUUGCAACGAGGAGGAGGAGGAUCAACGGGGUGUAGACUCCCACAGCAUGAACUGGGGAGAACGCACCAUUGGCUCCGUUCCCAUGAGUAAAAGAGAUUAUUUGGACGGUGCACUAUCCGAGCGUAGCCACCGAAGCAGUAAUUGUACGCCCAGCCCGCUAGCCAGGGAGAAGACCACACCGGACGAUUUUGCCAGCAGCGUGGAAAGGAGAAGAAACAGCUGCGGGAAAGGGAGCCUCCCCAAGGGCGGCUCCGCAAAGUGUGCCAAGAAGCUAAUCCCGUUGGCAAAGAACCAAAUAAAAAUCACCGACUACUUUUCCAAUGUGAAGAACGAAAAGGUGCAAGAGCCACUUUCGGACGCCGACUCAGCCAACUCCACCAACUCUGACAGCGAUAUUCACCUCAACAGUGCAGGUAAAAAAUGCGUAAAGAAAAGAAAAAAAAAUGACGGAUUAACCGAUGACGUAGUUGAGCAGAAGGAGAGGCCCACCACAGAUACAUAUUUGGAAGAGAUAAAGGAACAGCCGUACGACCCACUAGAACAGAUAAAUAAAAAGCAAUUUUUUUUACUUUUAAUUUGCUUCUACAUGAAGCGAGCUCUGUACCACUGGGAGAAUGACGGAGAUGUGGUUGGAAUUUCCAACGGAAUUCAACAAAAGAAAAGGAUAAAGGAUGCCCUCUUCUUCCUCAUGUCUUCUUAUAAAUUUUUUUACAAAUCAUCCCUUUUUCUGUCAAAGCAUGAAAAGAUUGGGAGUUUUAAAUUUCCACUUUUUGACUUUCACCUUUUCGGGCAGUAUAAGACGUUUUACGCCUUCUACAGGGGGGCCUUUCUCCGGUGCUGCAACGAGAAUGUGACGUGCUCCUCGCGGGGUUGA